Molecule: messenger RNA, 888 nt
Organism: Malaclemys terrapin pileata
Lineage: Eukaryota; Metazoa; Chordata; Testudines; Emydidae
Product: claudin-15-like
Exons: 6
Coding region: 136-813 (225 amino acids)
Biological process (GO): bicellular tight junction assembly; cell adhesion
Cellular component (GO): bicellular tight junction; plasma membrane
Molecular function (GO): structural molecule activity
Source: RefSeq, a predicted model, not a curated record
CUUUGUGUUUGACCAAACUGAGCCUCACAAAGUGCUGACAUUACUGUCUAGCAGAAAGGCAACUGAAAUAAGCAGAAAACAUCUGUAAACGUUUCUGAUAUCUGAAUUUUGGGGGGCUACUUUGAAAAGCAAGAAAUGGGAUCAUCAUCUUUACAAAUCUCUGCAUUGCUUCUGGCUUUGGCGGGGCUCAUCAUUUUACUUGUUACAACUGUGUCCAACAAAUGGAAAAUUUCCAGCACUGCAACAGCAGUUAUUACUGCAAACUGGAUUUACGAAGGCCUCUGGAUGAACUGUGCAGCUACUGCCUUGGGUUCGGUUCAGUGCAAGAAAUUUUUCUCCCUGCUGAGUUUAGACACUUACAUACAAGCAUGUCGUGCCCUGAUGAUCAUUUCCAUCGUCUUGGGUCUCUUGGCUACUGUGCUGUCAUUGUUUGGUUUAAAGUGCACACAAGUUGGGAUGAGUAAUGAAAACACAAAAGUAAAGAUUUCUGUAACGGGGGGAGCGAUCUUCAUUUUAGCAGGACUCUCUUCCAUGGUGGCUGUUUCUUGGUAUGCUGCAAGGAUUACUGCUCAGUUUUUUGACCCACUGUAUGGUGGAACGAAGUAUGAACUAGGAGAUGCACUGUACUUAGGCUGGGCUGGAUCGAUUCUGUCUAUGCUUGGUGGGAUCUUCUUGACUUGUUCAUGCAAAGGGGGAAAAAGAGGAAAGCACAGCGACCGCAAGUAUGACUACUCCGCUGGCCAGGCAGCUCGUCAGCCACGCAUUUACACCAAAAAUUCAGAUACAGUCAGAACAGCCAAAGAUUAUGUGUAAACUCUUCUUUUAUUUUGUAAUUGUUUGUACGUUAACAUCUUGUCAAUCCAAAUAAAAAGAGAAACUAAUUUUUGA